Messenger RNA from Glycine soja, 1663 nucleotides. RefSeq names its product beta-ureidopropionase. Gene Ontology annotation, molecular function: beta-ureidopropionase activity. NCBI's taxonomy places the organism in Eukaryota, Viridiplantae, Streptophyta, Magnoliopsida, Fabales, Fabaceae. The record is from RefSeq and is a predicted model, not a curated record. The transcript has 6 exons. Bases 126 to 1352 code for a protein of 408 amino acids.
CGCAACGAAACAAUACAAAACAUGUGAAUAGAAUACGUGAUUCUAUUCAAUUCAUCAUACAUUAAAAUAUCAUCGUUAUCAUAUCAUUCCAGCGUCACUCUGAUUGAGAGUGAAGAAGGUGGGAGAUGGAGAAGCCACAAAACGGAGAAGAAAAGGAAGAAACCACGGCCUCUUUCUGCGGUUACGAUUCUCUUCACCGUCUUCUCAAGGAUAAUCUUAACCCCCAUCACUUCCAGGAAGUCAGCCGUUUGCUUACUGGGCUUAAUUGUGGAAAAGCACUUGAAGCAGUUUCUCUCCCAGAAUCUGCAACUUCCCUCUCUGCGGAACAUGGUUUUGACAUCCAGGCCUUUUCCUUUUGUGCUGACAAGGAACUAUUAAGAGAACCUCGGAUAGUGAGAGUUGGUUUGAUUCAGAACUCUAUUGUCCUUCCAACCACUGCUCAUUUUGCGGACCAAAAGAAGGCUAUCUUUGAGAAACUAAAGCCAAUAAUUGAAGCUGCUGGUUCUUCUGGAGUCAACGUAUUAUGCUUGCAAGAAGCAUGGAUGAUGCCAUUUGCCUUCUGCACAAGAGAGAAGAGAUGGUGUGAAUUUGCUGAACCUGUUGAUGGGGAAUCAACAAAAUUUUUGCAAAGCUUUGCACUGAAAUAUAACAUGGUGAUUGUAAGUCCAAUUCUUGAAAGGGAUAUUAACCAUGGAGAGGUUAUAUGGAACACUGCCGUUGUAAUUGGAAAUCAUGGCAAUAUAAUUGGGAAACACAGGAAGAACCAUAUACCAAGAGUUGGAGACUUCAAUGAGAGCACAUAUUAUAUGGAAGGAAACACCGGCCACCCUGUAUUUGAAACAGCAUUUGGAAAAAUUGCCAUUAAUAUAUGUUAUGGUAGGCACCAUCCUUUAAAUUGGUUAGCCUUUGGCUUGAAUGGUGCAGAGAUUGUUUUCAACCCUUCUGCCACUGUUGGUGAACUAAGUGAACCAAUGUGGCCAAUAGAGGCACGUAAUGCUGCAAUAGCUAAUAGUUACUUUGUUGCUUCAAUCAACCGUGUUGGAACUGAGACAUUCCCCAAUCAAUUUACUUCUGGCGAUGGAAAGCCGGCACAUGCAGAUUUCGGGCACUUCUAUGGAUCCAGUUAUGUUUCAGCACCUGAUGCAUCGUGCACGCCAUCUCUAUCCCGCAAUAGGGACGGCUUGUUAGUAACAGACAUGGAUCUUAACCUGUGCAGGCAGGUGAAAGACAAGUGGGGUUUCAGAAUGACUUCACGGUACGAGUUAUAUGCCGACACACUCGCCCGCUAUGUGAAACCAGACUUUGAGCCACAAGUCACCAGUGACCCCUUGUUGCAUAGGAAGUCCUUGUGAACUAUGCUCUCAAGUGUUGGUGUUAAUAUGUGUUCAUUGCUUGUGGUUCAGAUUCUGGUCUGUCGUGGGAUGGCCAGUGGAAACAACCUUAAAUAAAGUUCUUUCAUGUUGAGUACAUGUUCAUGUAUUAAAUUCUGUUGUCAAUGGUUCACCGUCAUGGUUGGUUGAUUUGGUCCCAUUUUACAUGGGAGAAAUAAUUAUUUUUGUUUUCAAAGGCUGUUUAAGAAAACUGUAAAAGUAUUCUUUUAAAGAAUGCAGUUAAAAUUACACUGUGAUUCUAUCUUAUAAAUUAAACUCUUUUAUUUUUUUUA